Messenger RNA from Mobula hypostoma (lesser devil ray), 1918 nucleotides. It is a transcript of the gene borcs7, whose product is annotated as BLOC-1 related complex subunit 7. Gene Ontology annotation, cellular component: BORC complex. The transcript has 5 exons. Lineage: Eukaryota; Metazoa; Chordata; Chondrichthyes; Myliobatiformes; Myliobatidae. The coding region runs from base 43 to 354 and encodes 103 amino acids. The record is from RefSeq and is a predicted model, not a curated record.
GAGUGCGGGCGGGCCUAUCCGGCCACCGUAAGCCGGAGGAAGAUGGCGGCCGCGGAGCCGCAGGCUCGCUUCGGUCAGUCGGUGAAAGGUUUAUUGUCGGAGAAAGUGUCCGCCUGCACCACGGAUGUGAUCGCGCUCACUAAGCAGAUCUUGAAGGGCUCCCGCAGCUCCGAGCUCCUGGGUCAGGCAGCUAGAAACAUGGUGAUGCAGGAGGACUCCAUUCUGCACUCUGAGGAUAGCUUGCGUAAAAUGUCAAUCAUAACAACACAUCUGCAAUACCAACAAGAAGCUAUACAGAAAAAUGUUGAACUUUCUACGAACCUUCAGGACCAGCUCAAGCAUCUCUUAAAGUGAACUGGACGAUGACAAGAUAGUUACUCCUCUGAGACAACGUCCAUGGGGGGGGUCGCGGGGGUGAGGGAGAAUGUUGUCACUGCUCAUAAUACAGCAAGGAUCAUAAAUGUUAACAUGCUUUCAUUAAGAGUUCACAAGUGGUAUCCAGAACUGUGCUGUUUAGGUCUGGUGCUGAUAAUGAACACAGCAAUUUUUGUUCCAGAGGAACACCUCGCAGUGAUUGGGUAUUGGCAAAGGUGACCUUGAAAAUAACACUCAUUUGUUGAUCAUUCAUUGUGUUCCUGGGCUAGAUGUUUUGAAGGGAAGAGUUGCUAUUGUCAUGUGGAGGUUCAUUAUUAAAAAGUGUUGUAGUUUUUAGUCACUGUCAAGUUUGCAAUGCAAGUACUGUACUAGAUUCUGUGUUAUCUUGAACAGCUUCAUCCAUUAUCAUUGGUCAGAAUUGUCAGUCCACUGGUCUAACUUCUAUUUGCUCAUCUGGCAUUCUUAGCCUGAGUAAAACUAAAAUGAAUUUGUAGUUGAUUGGAUAUUUUCAGUGUCCCAACAAGAGACACUUGGCUUUGUAUCAAUAUCAUGCUGUUAACACACAUGGUCAAAUCACCAUUGUCAAAUUAUGAGUUUAGCUUAAACGCUUGCAAUAUAAUAUUUAUUGAAAUAAAUUCCGGUGCUACACCUUAGAGAGCGCUUUGAAUAUUUAUUGCAUUUAUUGUGGAUAAAACUCACUGUUGGAUAGUCCCUGAUUGCUGAUUGUAAAGCGUUACACAAACCGUUAGCAGCCGUGCCAUCCCACGCUCUGACCAUGCCAACAACCUGGGUUCAAUUCCUGUCGCUGUCUGUUUGGACUUUGUGCAUUCUCCCAAUGACUGCAAGAGUUUCCUCCGGAUGCUCCGGUUUCCAACAGCAUUCCAAGAUGUACGGGUUAGGGGGUUAAUUGGUCACAUUGUAAUCGGACAACGCAGGCUCACUGGGCCUGAAGAGUCUCCUAUUGUGCUGUAUCUCUUUAAUAAAAACAAAAUGAUGAGGUAGAUUGUGAGAUUGAGAGGCCUUCUUAUCCUGGUAAGGAACGGCAAGAGAGAGGUUGUCCUUGAGCCUGGUGGUAUGUACUUUCAGGUUUUUGUAUGUCGGGAUGGAUGAGAAGAGAUAGUGUCCAGGGUGAGUGGGGCCUUUGAUUAUGUUGGCUGCUUUCCCGAGGAAGCGAGACGUGUAGACAGUGCCCGUGGAGGAGUUUCUGUUUGACUUUCUAUUCAAUUCCUUGAAUUUUAUUCUGCACCAUAUCUCCUGCCUUUUGAAAAUAUUCAGAGUCUUAGAAGUCUGUUACCUCCCUUAUUACUGGAGAUGAUAAGAUAUUGCUCUUUGUAUCACCCUCAAUGGUAAACAGCUUUUUCAUCUUUAGUGUUCUUGAAACUCAAGACUUGAAAUAAAGUUUCUACAUCUAUAUUCUCUGAAAUUUGAUAUUUAAUUCUUAUAUUUUGUUCUAUGUAAAAUGCUUUGAACUGCUUUGUGUUUGAAAAGUGUUAUACAAAUAAACUUGAUUGCUUACACUAUAUCCAAUGAUAAACACUUAAGU